AUCUACAUUGAGUUGGAUUUGUGCUACCAGCCUCCAAAUGGCUCAGCGGGGAGCAGGGUUGAAGAGGAUUUUGUCUAUCCUGUGAAAGACAGGACUGCCCAGUGUCUGAGAACGAAGGAACUGGACAAGAAGGUUGCUGCUCUAGGCAGAAAGCUGGGAAAAGGUCUGGAGGCUGAUGAAGAAGAGGAAGAGGAGGAAGAUUUCUAUAAUACAUCUGAGACUGAAGCUUCAGGCACAAUCUUCAGCCCUCUGUUCUUUGAAAAAUGUUUUCUGCGGGGCUCCUUUUGUGUUUACCCCACUGAGGAAGCUGUUACAGAGCCCAGGGUCUCCUGGGGCAUUCCAAGGAACAGACCCAUCAAGGUUCUUGUAAGAGUUUACAUUGUUAAGGCUACAGAUCUGUCUCCAGCAGACCCAAGUGGCAAAGCAGACCCGUAUGUGGUGGUGAUGGGGCACCAGCAGAAGGACACAAAGGAGCGACACAUCCCAAAGCAGCUCAAUCCUGUGUUUGGAGAAGUUGUGGAGCUGACAGUCUCCUUUCCCAUGGAAUCAGAACUCACUGUGGCAAUAUUUGACCAUGAUUUGGUUGGAUCUGAUGAUCUGAUUGAGGAGACCAAGAUUGACUUGGAGAAUCGAUUCUACAGAAAGCACAGGGCCAACUGUGGACUGCCUUCACAGUAUGACUUAAAUGGCUACAACACAUGGUGAGAUGCUUUUAAACCCACACAGAUCUUGGAUAGCUUAUGCAAGAAAAACUCAAUCCCUGCUGCAGAGUACAGAUGGGAGGAGGUCAAAGUGGACAAUAAAAUAUUCAAAGUCCCUCCAGAAGCUUUUCCUGAAGAGGUCUCUGUGAGGAACAAGAGAGGAGUGGCAGAUCAGAACUUGUUGGUGGAUGUUGAACGUAAGGCUUUGUACAUCCUGCAACACUGGGAAGAGAUGCCAGGAUAUGGGUACAAGCUAGUACCAGAGCACGUGGAAAUCCGGUUUUUGUACAACACGGAGAAGCCUGGGCUAGUGCAGGGCUCCUUGCAUAUGUGGAUUGACAUGUUCCCAAAUGAUGUCCCUGCACUACCAGCCAUCAACAUCAAGACACGACUGCCUGUCAGCUAUGAGCUCCGUGUGAUUAUCUGGAACACGGAUGGUAUGAUCCUUGACGAUGUUAACCCAGUAACAGGAGAGUUUUCAAGCGACAUCUACGUGAAAAGCUGGAUAAAAGGUCUUGACCAUGACAAGCAGGAGACAGAUGUUCACUUUAACUCCUUGACUGGGGAAGGCAAUUUCAACUGGAGGUUCAUCUUCCGCUUAAAUUAUCUCCCGACUGAGAAGGAGAUCACCUACAAGAAAAAGGACUUUGUCUUCUCCAUGGAAGAAUCAGAGUUUCGGGAACCAGCUGUUCUGGUCCUCCAGGUCUGGGAUUAUGACAGGAUUUCAGCUAAUGACUUUCUAGGCUCCAUCGAGCUGAAGCUGCAUGACAUGGUGUGGGCAGCCAAGAGCUCUCGGCAUUGCACCAUCAAAAUGGCCAAGGAGAAUGCAAUGCCUCGAUUCUCCAUCUUCCGAAAUAAGUGCAUGAGGGGCUGGUGGCCCUUCAUCAAACUCAGACAUCAAGAAGAUGACAAGAGAGAGGAAAGGGAGUACUGGAAGAAAAAGAAAAAUAAGUGGAGCAACUCAGUCAAACCAGAGGACAUGGAAUUCACAGACCCCAGUGGGAACAAAUACCUCCUGACAGGUAAGGUGGAAGCGGAGUUCCAACUUCUGACUGUGGAAGAGGCUGACUAAAGUCCUGUUGGCUUAGGCCGAAAAGGGCCUGAACCCCUGGAAAAGCCCAGUUGGCUCAAAACAACUUUCAACUGGUUUGUGAAUCCUAUGAAGACCUUUGUUUUUUUUAUCUGGAAACGGUACAAGAAAUACAUAAUUAUGUUGUUUGUUGUCACUGUUGUGACCAUCUUUCUGGUUCUUCUGGUUUACACCAUGCCUGGAUACAUCAGUGAAAAGAUCAUCAACGGAUAAAUGCUCUCCAGCAGAGGACUCAAAAACAGGAGUGAUUGCGGCAGGAAUCAAAAGAGCAUCAGAAAACUUAAUGAAAUCCUGCAGGUGCAUUGACAGCCUAAAGACACAAAGACCUGCAGAAGUGAGCUUUGUUUUCCUCAUGAAUAAAAGCUGUCUUUCUCUCUGA
Molecule: messenger RNA, 2170 nt
Organism: Cyanistes caeruleus (blue tit)
Lineage: Eukaryota; Metazoa; Chordata; Aves; Passeriformes; Paridae
Source: RefSeq, a predicted model, not a curated record